GAGUGAGGGGGACUCAGGAAGAAAUUGGUAAAUUUGCUUAGCAACGUCGUCAUGUGUGAUCUAAUGGCUGCUACCCAGAUUUUUUCGAAGUUCAAACACAACUGUCACCGACUGUUUGUCAUGAGUCGGGCACGGCUUCCACCUACUCCCUUCCUCAACGAGUCGCUGCUCAUCUUUCAAGUCCUUCCAACUGCCUUGUCUAGGCCCUCUUUUACUUUGUAUCCAGUUUCCUCGCUCUCUCUCUGAGCAGGCUCACGGGACCUCGGCCUUGUUUCUGUCCACCUUGUCCGUACUCCAUCAGAUUCUGGUACAUUUAUGGAGGUAGUCAAAGAAGUUUCUAGGCAGGGGUGUGCCUCUCGUGACAGAGUUGCUAUUAGAGCCGAUAAGCAAAGUUACAGCUACAUACAGCUCAUUUCAUCAGCAUUCGAGAUAUCUAAUAUUUUAAGCAGUAGUGACUUAAUAAGUACUUCCAAAGAGAGCAAACGGGAAAAGCCUUCUCUAUCUGUUGAUGGUGUGGGAGGACUUGGUCAUCUUGGUGGAGCUCGAAUAGGAAUUGUGGCCAAACCUUCAGCUGAGUUCGUUGCUGGAAUGCUAGGGACCUGGUUGAGUGGAGGUGUUGCUGUUCCACUUGCACUCAGCUACCCAGAGGCUGAGCUCCUACAUGUGAUGAAUGAUUCGGAUGUCUCCAUUGUACUAAGUACUGAGGAUCAUCAUGAGUUUCUGCAAGAAGUUGCUUCUAAAUGUGCUGCUCGACACUCUGUUAUUCCACCUGUUCUGAGCAUUUCUUCACAGAAAAAUGCCCAUGAUCAUUCACCACCUGGUGGAAUAGAUGAACGUGGAAUUUUGCAAAGGAAUAUUGAGACAUCAAGUGAGGAUCCAGCAUUAAUUAUAUACACAAGUGGUACAACUGGUAAACCUAAAGGAGUUGUUCACACGCACAGAAGCAUCACUGCACAGGUACAAACACUCGCAGAAGCUUGGGAGUAUACUUCAGCUGACCAAUUUUUGCAUUGCCUACCGCUACAUCAUGUUCAUGGGCUAUUUAAUGCUCUACUAGCACCUCUCUAUGCCGGGUCAACGGUUGAGUUUAUGCCAAAAUUUAGUGUAAGGGGAAUUUGGCAGAGAUGGCGUGAGUCAUAUCCAAUUGAGGGGACUAAGGCUGAUGACGCUAUAACCGUUUUUACAGGAGUUCCAACCAUGUAUACUCGAUUGAUACAAGGUUAUGAAGCAAUGGAUCCAGAGUUACAAGCUGCUUCUGCCUCUGCAGCAAGACAGCUGAGACUAAUGAUGUGUGGCUCCUCAGCACUCCCUCAACCUGUCAUGCAACAAUGGGAAACUAUCACGGAGCAUCGCCUUUUGGAACGAUAUGGCAUGACUGAAUUUGUCAUGGCAAUAUCAAAUCCAUUGGAAGGUAUACGGAAGGCCGGGACUGUUGGGAAACCAUUUCCUGGUGUGCAGGUGAAGAUUCUAGAAGAAAAUGAGAAUGAAGAUGACACAGACAGGGUGGGUGAGCUUUGCGUUAAAAGCCCUUCAUUGUUUAGGGGAUAUUGGAAACUUCCAGAGGUAACUAGGGAAUCGUUUACUGAUGGGGACUUCUUCAGGACCGGGGAUGCUGGUAAAGUGGAUGUGGAUGGAUACUACAUCAUUGUGGGACGUACAAGUGCUGAUAUCAUGAAGGUUGGUGGAUACAAAUUAUCUGCAUUAGAGAUUGAAUCAGCUAUCUUGGAGCAUCCAGCUGUUGCAGAAUGUUGUGUGUUGGGGUUACCGGACAAAGAUUAUGGUGAAGCUGUUUGUGCAAUUAUUGUGCCUAAUGCAGAAGUUAAGAGAAUAAGGGAGGAAGAUCUGAAGCCUGCUAUAACGUUGGAGGAACUCUGCUCUUGGGCUAAAGAAAAACUUGCACCAUACAAGCUACCAACCCGAUUGCUUCUCUGGGACUCGCUGCCUCGUAAUGCCAUGGGAAAGGUGAAUAAGAAAGAAUUGAAGAAAGUGCUGGCUGCUGAACAGUAAAUUUCUAUUGAUUGUAGAUCAAAAGUGAUGCAUGCCACAUUCAGUUUUA
Messenger RNA from Juglans regia (Persian walnut), 2056 nucleotides. Its product is annotated as malonate--CoA ligase-like. The transcript has 17 exons. The coding region runs from base 316 to 2007 and encodes 563 amino acids. The record is from RefSeq and is a predicted model, not a curated record. Gene Ontology annotation, molecular function: medium-chain fatty acid-CoA ligase activity. Gene Ontology annotation, biological process: fatty acid metabolic process. Lineage: Eukaryota; Viridiplantae; Streptophyta; Magnoliopsida; Fagales; Juglandaceae.